Messenger RNA from Phaethon lepturus (White-tailed tropicbird), 1146 nucleotides. It is a transcript of the gene BDKRB2, whose product is annotated as bradykinin receptor B2. Gene Ontology annotation, biological process: immune response; G protein-coupled receptor signaling pathway; neutrophil chemotaxis. The transcript has a single exon. Bases 1 to 1146 code for a protein of 381 amino acids. NCBI's taxonomy places the organism in Eukaryota, Metazoa, Chordata, Aves, Phaethontiformes, Phaethontidae. Gene Ontology annotation, molecular function: bradykinin receptor activity. Gene Ontology annotation, cellular component: membrane. The record is from RefSeq and is a predicted model, not a curated record.
AUGGUUUCCAUCACAACUGAAAACAUUACACAGCUUUACAACGUCAUGGCCACCCAGGACCUCACAGUCAGUCCAGCAAACUUCCACAAUAAUUCAGAAGUGCAUCAGCUGAAUCAAUAUGAAUGUAUUAAUUCAAAUGUAUGGAAAUGGCUACAUGAUUUUCAGCCCGGAUUCCUCUGGUUUAUAUUUAUUCUGGGAGCAAUAGAAAACUCCUUUGUCCUCAUAGUCCUGUGUUUCCACAAGAGUCACUGCACAGUGGCUGAAAUUUACCUAGCAAACAUGGCACUUGCUGACCUAAUGUUAGUCUGUGCUUUACCUUUCUGGGCCAUUAAUAUCGCUAAUAAAUUUCAAUGGCCCUUUGGCCUGUUCCUUUGUAAAGCUGUCAACAUAAUGAGCAACAUGAACUUUUAUUCUAGCAUUUAUUUCCUGACACUAGUGGGCAUUGACCGCUAUCUGGCCUUGGUGAAAACCAUGUCUCUUGGGCGGAUGCGGCGAAUGGUCUGUGCCAAAUGGAAUAGCUUUGUAAUCUGGAUGUGUGCGUUGCUCAUAUGUUCACCUACGAUGGUGUUCCGAAAUUUACAGUACUACAAAGAAUACAACAUCACAGCCUGCAUUCUUGUUUAUCCAUCCAGCUACUGGCAGCCUGCAAACAACUGCUUGCUGAAUAUUGUGGGCUUUGUGAUCCCACUCUGUGUAAUUACCUAUUGCACUAUGCAAAUCAUCAAAGCCUUACGAAGUAGUGAGGUACAAAAACUGAAGUUAGUCCACACAGAGAGGAGAGCCACCAUGCUGGUCCUUGCUGUGCUCUUGCUGUUCAUCGUUUGCUGGCUUCCAUUCCAGAUCAGCACGUUCAUUGACACAGUCUGUUACCUCGCACCCACUUUCAGAUGCUUGGAAGAAAUCAAUGACGUAGUGACCCAGCUGGCUACGUACUGUGCCUUUAGCAACAGCUGCCUGAACCCAGUCUUGUAUGUAAUUGUUGGGAAGCACUUCCAGAAGAAGGCUGUGGAAUUCUGCAAGGACUUGUUCCCAAAGAGGUGCAGAAAAUCAGAGUCUGUGCAGAUGGAAAACUCCCUGGACACUUUGAGAACUUCCAUUUCAAGUGAAUACCCACGGAAAAAGUCUGUUUUCCCAUUACCACAAUAG